Molecule: messenger RNA, 1698 nt
Organism: Eutrema salsugineum
Lineage: Eukaryota; Viridiplantae; Streptophyta; Magnoliopsida; Brassicales; Brassicaceae
Product: beta-fructofuranosidase, insoluble isoenzyme CWINV6
Exons: 5
Coding region: 6-1544 (512 amino acids)
Biological process (GO): carbohydrate metabolic process
Molecular function (GO): hydrolase activity, hydrolyzing O-glycosyl compounds
Source: RefSeq, a predicted model, not a curated record
CGCCAAUGUAUUACAAAGGAUUCUACCACAUGUUCUACCAGCACAAUCCUUUGGCUCCUGAAUUCAAUGACAUAAUCAUAUGGGGGCACUCUGUUUCACAAGAUAUGGUCAAUUGGAUCCAACUCGAACCAGCCCUAUUUCCUACUGAGCCCUUUGACAGAAACAGCUGCUGGUCAGGAUCCGCAACGAUCCUCCCCGAUGGCAAACCUGUAAUUAUGUACACCGGACUCCACGAGCCUAACAGACAGCAGGUUACAGUGAUUGCCGAACCUAAGGAUGUUUCCGACCCUUUGCUUCGAGAGUGGGUAAAGCCAAAAUACAAUCCUGUGAUGCUUCCUCCAGAUGACAUCCCUUUUGAUGGUUUCCGUGACCCUACGACCGCAUGGCAAGGCCAAGAUGGGAAAUGGAGAGUUCUCGUAGGAGCUAGGCAGAUAGAUACUGAAAGAGGAAUGGCGAUUUUAUACCACAGUGAUGAUUUUGUCCAAUGGACAAGGCAUCCGGUUCCUUUACUUGCGUCACAAGACACUGGAAUGUGGGAGUGCCCUGAUUUUUUCCCGGUUUCCAUAACGGGUAAAGAAGGUGCAGAUACUUCGGUGAACAAUGCUAGUGUGAAGCAUGUCUUGAAAUCGAGUUUUGGAGGCCAUGAUUGCUAUGUUAUCGGUACAUACUCUUCCGAGACUGAAGAAUUUGCUGCGGAUUCUGAGUUCACUAACACAAGUGCGGAUUUGAGAUAUGAUCAUGGAACGUUUUACGCAUCGAAGGCCUUCUUCGAUAGCGUUAAGAAUCGAAGGAUCAACUGGGGAUGGGUUAUAGAGACUGAUAGCAAAGAAGAUGAUUUUCAGAAAGGAUGGUCUGGCCUCUUGUCUCUUCCCAGAGAAAUAUGGCUGGACACAAGUGGAAAGAGGCUGAUACAAUGGCCAAUUGAAGAAAUUAACAAUCUCCGGACUAGACAAGUUACCUUGGAUAACAAGGAACUCAAAGGCAGCUCGAUUCUUGAAAUCUCAGGCAUCACUGCUUCGCAAGCCGACGUAGAAGUGACUUUUGAUCUGCCUGUUCUGGAAGAAAAUUCCCAAAUACUGGACUCUGACCAAGUUGAUGAUGCGGUUUUGUUCGACCGUGAUAGCUUGGUUAGCUGCGUUUAUGGGCCUUUUGGGUUGCUAGCUUUGGCUAGUAGUGAUUUAUCGGAACAAACCGCAAUCUUCUUCAAAAUUAUUCGUUGCGGAAAUGGAUAUUCAGUUAUCAUGGGCAGCGAUGAGAAGAAGUCUUCGUUGAGAGACAACAUAAAGAAAUCUACUCAUGGAACAGUCUUAGACAUUGAUCCAAGACAUGAGAAGAUAUCAUUAAGAUGUUUGAUCGAUCACUCGAUUAUAGAGAGCUAUGGAGCAGGAGGAAGAAAUGUGAUAACCUCUAGGGUUUAUCCCAAUUUGGCAAUUGGUGAAGCAGCUAAGCUUUAUAUGUUCAAUGAUGGAACAAGGAGUGUGACCAUGUCGUCUCUGGAAGCUUGGAGCAUGAGAAAUGCUGAAGUCAAUUCCAACGCAAUUUAAUUAAUCAUUUAAUAACGAUGAUAAUAAUUAUCAUCCGGGUUUGGACUGGCCUGAAGAUGUUUCCGUCUUUUGGUCAUGGACUAAUUUAAGAAUUAUUAUGCGUCUUUUGUAUUCAAGUUAUUGUGUGGUUAUUCAUUUCCCUGUAUUAAUUAUU